This is a messenger RNA of Trichogramma pretiosum, 1041 nucleotides long. Its product is annotated as ankyrin-1-like. The record is from RefSeq and is a predicted model, not a curated record. NCBI's taxonomy places the organism in Eukaryota, Metazoa, Arthropoda, Insecta, Hymenoptera, Trichogrammatidae. The coding region runs from base 1 to 1041 and encodes 346 amino acids. The transcript has a single exon. Gene Ontology annotation, molecular function: protein binding.
AUGGACACAUUCGAAGAUGGAUCCACUGCAAGUUUCGAUGGACAAAAAUUUUUAGAGACAUUGAAGAGUUUAAAAACAAUUACCAACUGGGAGCUCGUAGAUGAGCGACGCAAAUUCAUCCAUCAAGUUUAUCCUUUAAUCGAACAAUAUUUCAGCCAAAUUCCACUACGUCUAAAUGUUCAAGACGUUUUCAGUUCCGAAGACGUCGAGCGUCUUGCCAUCGAUUGCAUCAACUUUGAGCAUGAGAUAGAAUCCAAAAGGUUCAUUGCCUUCCUGUGUAACACCGGCUAUAAGGACGAGCCCAAACUCGAUGGAGACGGCAAGCCAUCGUCGCGUCGCACAACACCAGUACAUAUUGCGGCUAAAAAGAGUCCACUCAUCUGUUUCUGUCUUUUUGAUAUAUACAACCGAUACGACGUCAAUUACACCGACGAAACUGGACUGUCGCAUUUCCAUGUGGCCUGUAUGCAUGCCUAUUUGGACGAAGCCAAGAAAUUUCUCGAGCUCGGCCAAGAUCCUAAUUGCCUCUGGCUAGAAACAGGAGAUUCACCACUACACUUGAUUCUGUCGGAAGCCCGCGAUGAUUCCUUGGAAGACAAGGAAACGGUCGAACUACUACUGAGAAGUGGUGCUGAUCUUAAUUUAGCCAAUAAGGAGGGAUUGACUCCUUUGCACAUUAUCAGCAAGAAAUACACUUCCGGGUUAAGAGAAGUUCCUGAAGUGCCGAAGAUGUUAUUCGAAAUCAGUGACGAAUUGAAUCUGCCGUUGCUGAUCGAUGCUCGUGACAAGUUCGGUAAUACACCAUUGCAUUUAGCACUGCUCAACAACAACGUUUAUGUUACUGAAAUGCUGCUGAGAAGAGGCGCCAAUCCGCAUCUGGCCAACGACGAGGGAUCGUCACCUUUGCACCUAUUUUACAUGAGACGCGAUUAUUAUGAUAUCGGUUUGAUGGAGUUAUUUUUCAAAAUCUGCGACGAAGUGCAUCUGACGAACGAGGAUUUAUAUCAUAUUUGCUUGGCGGUUGCAGGAAAGAGUUCGUGA